AUGUUCUGGACUCCGCCGGAAGGUGUGGAGCCCCAGCCCCUGACGCCGGUAUUGGAGAAGCCCGAAGUUCCUGACUCCCCGUUGCCUUACUUGGACACAACCACCAGUCGCCGGAAGUUUAAUGGAAGGAAUGAUGAUAUCGAGGAGGAGGAGGAGGAGGAAGUGAUUCCGCCAUCGGCUGUGCCAUUUCUGGCAUUGUUUGCCUGUGCAGACGGGCUUGAUUUUCUUCUGAUUAUGUUGGGUUCGUUAGGUGCUGUUGUUCAUGGUGCAUCCCUCGUAGUGUUUUUACAUUUAUUUGGAAAGAUUAUUCAUUUAUUGAGCUUACGUAAUAAUGCAGAUCAACUAUUCGACCAUUUUUCCCAGUAUGCUCUGUAUAUCGUGUAUAUAGGCUUAACUGUUUUUACUGCUGGAUGGAUUGAGGUUUGGUGUUGGAUUCUUACUGCUGAAAGACAAACUGCUGUAAUUAGGACCAAAUAUGUUCAAGUUAUAUUAAACCAGAACAUGACCUUUUUCGAUACAUAUGGAAACAAUGGGGACAUAGUCAACGAAAUCUUGACUGAUGUUCAAGUCAUCCAAUCUGUUAUUGGUGAAAAGGUUGGGAAUUACAUUCAGCACAUAGCAACAUGCUUGGGUGGACUUGUCAUUGCAUUUUUAAACAGCUGGCAGAUUGCAUUUGUAGCAUUAGCAACAGGCCCAAUAAUCAUUGCUGCAGGUAGGAUUUCAAAUGUAUUUUUCUAUAGGUUUCAAGAAAACCUUCAAGAUGCUAAUGAUCAUGCUGCAAGUGUUGCUAAAGAGGCACUAUCAAACAUUAGGACACUAUAUGCAUUCACAAAUGAAGCAUUAGCCAAGCAUUCUUACGCUUCUUCUCUUCAAGAUACAUUAAAAUAUGGGAUCAUUAUAAGUCUUGUUCAAGGACUUGGAUUUGGAUUCACAUAUGGAUUUGGAAUGUGUUCUUGUGCUUUACAACUUUGGGUUGGAAGGUUUUUGGUCACAACUGGAAAAUGCACAGGUGCUGAAAUCGUGACAUCCAUUUUCGCUAUAGUUUUAAGUGGCCUUGGGUUGAAUCAGGCGUCUAGGAAUUUGUGUUCAUUUGAGGAAGGGCGUAUAGCUGCAUACAGACUGUAUGAGGUUAUAAGACAUGCGGGGUCUACUUGUACAGAUGAUGAUUCAGAUGGACAUAGUUUAGUUUGUGUUCAAGGAAAGAUUGAGUUUCGGAAUGUUUAUUUUAGCUAUCCUUCUUGUCCUGGGAUUUCUAUCUUGAAUGGAAUUUACCUUACUGUCCCUGCCAAGAAAACUGUGGCACUUGUGGGAAGAAGUGGAUCAGGAAAAAGCAGCUUAAUUCCUCUUUUGGAAAGGCAUUAUGAUCCAACUUUGGGUUCUGUUCUUUUGGAUGGAGUAAACACUAAAACCCUAAAGCUAGAAUGGUUGAGACGCCAAAUAGGACUUGUUACAAAAGAACCAGCUUUAGUAUCUUUAAGCAUAGCAGAAAACAUUGCAUAUGGACGCCCUGACAUCACUUCAGAACAGAUCAAAAAAGCUGCAAAAUUAGCACAUGUGCAUACAUUCAUAACCUCCCUUCAAAAUGGAUAUGAAACCCACGUGGAUAAACUUGGUUUAGAAUUCACAGAUGAACACAAGAUUAAAAUUUCUAUUGCUAGAGCUGUUCUUUCAAACCCUCCAAUUCUAUUGCUUGAUGAAGUUACAAGUAAUCUUGAUUUGGAAGCAGAAAACGGUGUUCAUGAAGUUUUAAGGAUGAUUACACUUGGGAGAUCAGCGGUCAUGAUCGCUCGGAGAUUAAGUCUUGUAAAAGAUGCUGACUUUAUUGCUGUUGUGGAAAGUGGUCAAUGUGUUGAGAUGGGUACACAUGAUGAACUGAUCAACACACAUGGUGUUUAUUAUGAGCUUCUUAAAUGUGAACAAGUAGUCAAACUUCCUGAAAGAUUACCAAGUAAGAAUCACAAUGAAAGGGUAGAUGAUGAUGCCCCUCAGUUAAAAGAGAAAGAUCAAAAUUCACCAUCUUUAACAAGAGUCAUGAAGCUAAGUUUACCAGAGUGGAUGUAUGCAGUUUUGGGAAGUGUAGGGGCUUCAAUUUAUGGAUCUUUUAGACCUAUUCUUGCCUACAUUGUUGGGUUGAUAGUGACUUCAUAUUAUAAAGCUGAUAAAAGCCAUAACAUUCAAAUUGAAGUUAACAAAUGGUGCUUGAUAAUCGCAUGUAUGGCUAUCGUUAUUUUAGUAGCCACUGUUUUGCAACAUUUUUACUUUGGAAUUGUGGGAGAAAAAAUAACAGAAAGAAUUAGAAGGAUGAUGUUUUCAGCCAUGGUUGAGAGUGAAGUAGGAUGGUUUGAUAAAGAAGAGAAUAAUAGUGACAAGUUGUUGACACACUUGGCUAAUGAUGCCACGUAUGUUCGUGCUGCUUUCACUGAUCAGCUUCCUAUUCUUGCCCAAGACUUUUCUGCUGCUUUUACUGCUGUAAUUAUUGGGUUGACUCUCGAAUGGAGGUUGACCAUGGUGGCGUUGACCACCAUACCAUUUCUCACACUCUCUGCAUCUGCACAGAAAACAUGGAUUUCUGGAUUCUCACGUGGCAUCGAGAAGCUUCACAAGAAAGCAUCCAUGGUUCUACAAGAUGUAGUGGGAAACAUCUCUACUUUCAUGGCGUAUUCUGCUGGAAACGAAGCAUCAAGGCUUUACAGUUUAUACCUAAAGAAAGUUUACAGAAAAACUUUCUAUCAUGGAAUGUCUGUAGGAUUCAUGUUUGGGUUUUCAAGAUUCAUCCUCUUCGCCUGCAAUUCUGUUCUACUUUGGUACACCUGUGUUUCUGUAAAAAACGGGAAUAUCGAUCUUCCAACAGCUCUUAGAGAAUACAUCGUUCUCUCAUUUGCAACUUUCGCACUAGUGGAACCAUUUGGGCUCGCGUUUAACAUACACAAGACACGAAAAACUCUCACUAGGGUUUUUAAGAUCAUCGAUCAUGUUUCUGAGAUUGAUAAAGCUUCUGCACUUAAACCAGUUAGCGCGUAUGGGACAAUCGAGUUUAAAAAUGUCGAUUUCUGUUACCCAAAUAGUCCGGAAAUCAUGGUGUUGAGAGAUUUUACCGUGAAAAUCGACGGCGGACAUACGGUGGGUGUAGUCGGAGUUUCCGGUUCCGGUAAAAGCACGAUACUUUCUCUGAUUUUAAGAUUUUACAAUCCGAUUUCCGGGGAGAUUCUUCUAGAUGGAGAAGAUUUGAGAAAAUUCAAUCUACGAUGGCUAAGGAACCAGCUAGGGUUUGUCCAACAAGAACCGGUAAUCUUCGCGACGACGAUUAAACAAAACAUAACCUACGCGAGACGUAAUGCGAGCGAAACUGAAAUCAAAGAGGCGGCAAGAAUCGCAAACGCUCACCAUUUCAUAAGCAGUUUACCAAACGGAUACGACACUCUGGUGGGUCCCGGUGGCGUGGAGUUAACGCCAGGACAGAAACUGAGAAUUGCGAUUGCGCGUGUGGUGUUGAAAAACGCACCGAUUUUGUUGCUUGAUGAAGCUGAUGGGACGAUUGAACAUGAAUCGAGACGUGUGGUGCAGGAGGCUCUUGAUACGCUUUUGAUCGGAAGUAAAACGACGAUUUUGGUUGCGAGAAGGGCGGCGAUGAUGAAACGAGUUGAUAAGAUUUUGGUUGUCAAUGGAGGUCAAAUUGUGGAGCAAGGGACUCAUGAUUCGCUUGCGGCGAUGAAAGAUGGUGUUUAUGCGAAGUUGACACAGCCUUGUUUUGUUACAGGACUUCGGCCUCAAUUUAUUGGUUCUACAAGGUAA
Messenger RNA from Lactuca virosa, 3792 nucleotides. The record is from the annotation of a GenBank genome assembly. NCBI's taxonomy places the organism in Eukaryota, Viridiplantae, Streptophyta, Magnoliopsida, Asterales, Asteraceae.